Knipowitschia caucasica is the source of this 1446-nucleotide messenger RNA. The record is from the annotation of a GenBank genome assembly. Lineage: Eukaryota; Metazoa; Chordata; Actinopteri; Gobiiformes; Gobiidae.
AUGAUAUUAGCUUCAGAGAAACUCCUCUUCAUGAUAUUUGCUUCAGAGAAACUCCUCUUCAUGAUAUUUGCUUCAGAGAAACUCCUCUUCAUGAUAUUUGCUUCAGAGAAACUCCUCUUCAUGAUAUUAGCUUCAGAGAAACUCCUCUUCAUGAUAUUAGCUUCAGAGAAACUCCUCUUCAUGAUAUUUGCUUCAGAGAAACUCCUCUUCAUGAUAUUUGCUUCAGAGAAACUCCUCUUCAUGAUAUUUGCUUCAGAGAAACUCCUCUUCAUGAUAUUUGCUUCAGAGAAACUCCUCUUCAUGAUAUUAGCUUCAGAGAAACUCCUCUUCAUGAUAUUUGCUUCAGAGAAACUCCUCUUCAUGAUAUUUGCUUCAGAGAAACUCCUCUUCAUGAUAUUAGCUUCAGAGAAACUCCUCUUCAUGAUAUUUGCUUCAGAGAAACUCCUCUUCAUGAUAUUUGCUUCAGAGAAACUCCUCUUCAUGAUAUUAGCUUCAGAGAAACUCCUCUUCAUGAUAUUUGCUUCAGAGAAACUCCUCUUCAUGAUAUUUGCUUCAGAGAAACUCCUCUUCAUGAUAUUUGCUUCAGAGAAACUCCUCUUCAUGAUAUUUGCUUCAGAGAAACUCCUCUUCAUGAUAUUUGCUUCAGAGAAACUCCUCUUCAUGAUAUUUGCUUCAGAGAAACUCCUCUUCAUGAUAUUAGCUUCAGAGAAACUCCUCUUCAUGAUAUUUGCUUCAGAGAAACUCCUCUUCAUGAUAUUAGCUUCAGAGAAACUCCUCUUCAUGAUAUUUGCUUCAGAGAAACUCCUCUUCAUGAUAUUUGCUUCAGAGAAACUCCUCUUCAUGAUAUUUGCUUCAGAGAAACUCCUCUUCAUGAUAUUUGCUUCAGAGAAACUCCUCUUCAUGAUAUUUGCUUCAGAGAAACUCCUCUUCAUGAUAUUUGCUUCAGAGAAACUCCUCUUCAUGAUAUUAGCUUCAGAGAAACUCCUCUUCAUGAUAUUUGCUUCAGAGAAACUCCUCUUCAUGAUAUUAGCUUCAGAGAAACUCCUCUUCAUGAUAUUUGCUUCAGAGAAACUCCUCUUCAUGAUAUUUGCUUCAGAGAAACUCCUCUUCAUGAUAUUUGCUUCAGAGAAACUCCUCUUCAUGAUAUUAGCUUCAGAGAAACUCCUCUUCAUGAUAUUUGCUUCAGAGAAACUCCUCUUCAUGAUAUUUGCUUCAGAGAAACUCCUCUUCAUGAUAUUUGCUUCAGAGAAACUCCUCUUCAUGAUAUUUGCUUCAGAGAAACUCCUCUUCAUGAUAUUUGCUUCAGAGAAACUCCUCUUCAUGAUAUUUGCUUCAGAGAAACUCCUCUUCAUGAUAUUAGCUUCAGAGAAACUCCUCUUCAUGAUAUUUGCUUCAGAGAAACUCCUCUUCAUGAUAUUUGCUCCUGACGUUGUAUCUAAAGAAUGA